AUACAUGACGCGACGAUGUAAAUAAACUACCCGGAUACGAACGAUUAAAGUGAAACCUGAAGAAAUUGAUUAACAAUGUCGUGGAAUUACACACAAGCUCCACAGUCCAAUCAACAACAGCAGCAGUAUUAUCAACAGAACCACCCGCAGUAUGCAGGACAUGGGCAGAGUGAACACUACGGCAAUUACGGAAACUUUUAUCAACAGAAUGUAUUCCAAACGAAUGCAUGGCAGGCAUAUAAUAUGAGUGCGGAAGAUGAGCUGGCGAAUCUGUUUGCACACUACGUGAACAAAUCCGAGGCCAACACGAGAUCACAGGGCAUACAGUCAGAAGAUUUGUGCAGCAUUUUGAACGAGACGCAAUCCAUACGGGCUUACUAUGGCAUUAAUUGGAGUCGCGAAUUAUGUAGCGUAUUGAUGGCGAUGUUGGAUCGUAACCCGGAUGGAUUCAUGCAGUGGGCGGAGUUUAUGGAGCUUCAGCGCUGCCUGCUGGCAUGGCACAACAUGUUCCGCCAGUUUGACGCCGACAGGUCGGGCUUCAUCGAGUCAUGCGAGCUCGCAAACGUCAUCAAGGCCUUUGGUUACAGGAUAAGCCCUGAAGUAAUGACAACACUUCUGAAGCGAUACUCGCGGGCACAUGCAGUAAACCACCAAAUAAGGACAUUAAUUGCGUUUGACGACUUUGUUUCUCUGUGCGUCAGGCUUCGCGCUUACACAGAUGCUUUUCGCAAGCGAGACAGGCUGACAAGCGGUCACGAGACGGGUCAAACCAUGUUUAGCUAUGACGAUUUUUUACGAUGCGUCAUGUGUUUAUAAGUGAACGCCAGUUACUCGAAAGGGAUAAGAAACCAACACCGACAGACAUAUUGCUGAAACUGACAGGCACAAACGUAUUGCUAGCGUAGUUCCUUCAGUCUCAAUUCUUCUGGAACUUGCAAUCGAACUACAUUUUUACAUUUUCAGACUUAUCAUAAUUAUCACAUCAUAAUUUGAUCUUUAACCUAAAAAUACACUUACAUGCGCUCACAGUUUAAUCAAGCUGAUCAUGAAUGGAGUGAAUAGUAUCAUGUCCCGUUACACCAUUACGUGGUCUAUAUAUACGACAAAGGUUCUGAUCUGUCAUGAAUCAUGUACAACAGUUCUACAAUGCUCCUAAAUGUGUUAGACGUCUUAUAUUUUUGAGUUUGUCAAUUAUCGUUUAAAUAUAUAUAGCAUCCGUGUAAAGUUGUGAUCAAAACAUUGUGAGUAAAAUAAAACUUGGAAAAAAAACAGGCAGACAGAAACAAACUUGAUUUUGAUUUUUCCUUGUCAUCUGGUGUAUGUGAGGUUGUUUAUUUAUAAAAUGCAACUGUAUUUACAUUAUUUUACCUACAAUGUAUUGUUGUGUGUUUUUUCAAUUACCUCAAUAGUUUGUGUAAAGAACACGCGUUUCUUCUUUGGCCGCAUUUGAAUGUUACCUUGUUAUUAAAUUGCGUUCGCUAC
Mya arenaria is the source of this 1482-nucleotide messenger RNA. Its product is annotated as sorcin-like. The record is from RefSeq and is a predicted model, not a curated record. The coding region runs from base 76 to 816 and encodes 246 amino acids. Gene Ontology annotation, molecular function: calcium ion binding. The transcript is spliced from 9 exons. NCBI's taxonomy places the organism in Eukaryota, Metazoa, Mollusca, Bivalvia, Myida, Myidae.